Selaginella moellendorffii is the source of this 1908-nucleotide messenger RNA. RefSeq names its product proline-rich receptor-like protein kinase PERK10. The record is from RefSeq and is a predicted model, not a curated record. The transcript is spliced from 8 exons. Lineage: Eukaryota; Viridiplantae; Streptophyta; Lycopodiopsida; Selaginellales; Selaginellaceae. The coding region runs from base 101 to 1798 and encodes 565 amino acids.
CGGAAAACGUGAUUUCCCGUUUGACAGGGAUUGUACGGAGGGUUUGCCCUUUUUAAAACACGUUAGAUUUUUAAUCUCCAGUUAGGGUUCUUCGACUGACAUGGCGAAGCGCAAGGAGGAGAGCUGGGAAUCGCGCAUUCGAACGCUUCACACGGAGCUGGCGGCGAUUCGCGAGCGGUUCUCGCUGCCAGAGAAGAAACCGCGGAUUGAGGCUGCCCCUGAGGAGAAAGCAGCGAUUCUGGAUCAAGAGCCAGCGGCACCAAUCGAAGAACUGGCCCGUGGAGAGGACGAAAGGCAAGAGGAUUUCCCAGACGAUGUGAUUUUUCUUUCUCCGGGGAAACUUUACAGGGAAAUAGUGGACCUCGAUCCGGACAGUCCGUUAUCGUCCCCAAGAACUUGUCCAGACGUUAUAAUCCUUCCAGCUCCCCCGGUGGUUGCAAAGAAAAGUUCUCCAGCGCCAUCAGAUCGUAGUGGAAGUUCCCGAGCUCCUCCAGACGUUAUAAUACUUCCAGCUCCUCCGGUGGUUGCGAAGAAAAGCUCUCCAGCGCCAUCAGAUCGUAGUGGAAGUUCCCGACCUCCUCCAGUUGCUGUUGAUCAUGGUUUUCGAGCUUCUCCAGCUGAUCAAAGUUCUCCGGCUGCUCCGGAAGGUUCUCUAGCAGCAGCUCUGCCGGUCCGUCGUCAAGCUCCUCCAGAUCAAAGUUCGCUAGACGGUAUAGAAGCUAUUCCAAGGGAUCAAAGUUCUCCAGCUCCUCCCAAAGCUAUAGUAGGGGACCAGAGUGCGGCAGCUCCUCGUAAUCGAAGUCCUCGGGGUCUUCUCGCGAAUCAAAGUCCUCGAACUGAUCAAACUUCUCGAGAUCCACAAAGUUCGCCAGCUCCUGCGGAAGCUACUCCAGUGGAUUCCCCAGUUCGUCGGACGCGAAGUUUUCGGGCUCCUCCUCCACCUCCUGCGGUCGACCAAAGUUCUCGAGCUCGUCGGCGCUGUUCAGAUAAGGAUGUAAACCUUCUUCCAAGUUCUCCACCUCCUCCACCACUUGUUCGAUUUUCUUCAGCUGAUCAAAGCUCCCGGGAUCAAGGUCUCGAAGCUCUUCCUCGACCAAGGCGCAUAAAACAGCCACCUAUGGAGGAUCUAAGCUCUCCAGCCUCUUCAGCCAAGCCAGUGUCUUCUCCACAUCCCAAGAACAAGUCGACGUUGCAUGGAUUUGUCAGCGUGUUCCUCCCGGUGCUAAAGGACGUGCCUGACUGGGUUUCCGGGCCUUACCAGGAAUUCAAGGACGAUUCAAUACGCCUGUGCAACAAGUGUCUGUCACUCUGCGAGUGGAUCUAUUUCCUGACCAAGGAAGACAGGGAACUGUGCGCUGCCUGCGUGAAAGAAGAAGGCUGCUGUGAAUCCUCCAAUACUUUUCUCCGGGAGGGCGUGGUCCAGUACUUGAGCGCGCUGGACUCGGCUGCCUCGGCGCUCAUCACGGCACCGCCGUCUCUCGCGAUCGAGGAGGAGAGCCAGAGCAAGUCCGAUCUGGCGGAUGAAGAGAGAAAGACGAGGACGCUCCGCCUGAUGAGAAGGCUCAUCAACAACGGUUACGAAGAGGACGCAUCGUCCACUGUGACGCUCGGCAGCUUCGUCCAGUCCUACAAUGCGCUCAAUCACGCCAAGAUCUCCAAUAAGCUUGCGGCGCUGGCUCUUGAUCUGUUGGGCUUUGCCUGUGAUCGCUCUACUGGGCUUGUACAAGGCCUGAAGAGUUAUGGAUUACGAGUACUUGCCCAGCAAAUGCUGGGUGGUUUACAAAGAGGUUUAAUAUGAAACUUCUUUAUAUACAGUAAAACAAAAGGAUCUUGAGGAAGGAGGCAGCCCUGGCAUGUGGUGUUUUGAACUUUAAUUCCAAGUCAAAUAGUGAUGUGCAUUUUGAUAAA